This is a messenger RNA of Aspergillus pseudonomiae, 1896 nucleotides long. RefSeq names its product EXO70 family protein. The record is from RefSeq and is a predicted model, not a curated record. Gene Ontology annotation, biological process: exocytosis. Bases 1 to 1896 code for a protein of 631 amino acids. The transcript has 3 exons. Gene Ontology annotation, molecular function: phosphatidylinositol-4,5-bisphosphate binding. Gene Ontology annotation, cellular component: exocyst. NCBI's taxonomy places the organism in Eukaryota, Fungi, Ascomycota, Eurotiomycetes, Eurotiales, Aspergillaceae.
AUGGUAGCCCCAAGGAACACUGCUUACGCAGAGGAGAGCGCAGAGGUGGAGGUUCUAUAUGCCAAUCUUGAGAAGCUUAAAGUUCUUACCAAGAAAAUCCAAGGUUCCCUUGUUCGCCUUGAGACUGGAGGGAACGUCGUGAAACAUGCCAUUGGGCCCAUCUACAGUAAUACCCAAUCGCUUCAAAUCACCAACCAUAACAUUGAUAAGGUCAACGACGCUAUUGACCGUCUGCGCCAACCUCUCGACGCAAAGAGUCGGGAGGAAGGCAUCAUCCGUUCUGGGCCGCAAAACGUUGAGUUGUCGCAAUAUCUUGCAGCAAUAAAACGUGUAGAAAAGGCCCUCGUCGACCUAAACUCUACAAACUUGAGAUCGAACCAGAAAGCUAUUUCUGACUUCAAUUCUUUGCUGAGUACCGGGACUGCUCGACUUCAGGACUUGCUACGAAGCAAGCUAAGCGACGACGUCAGUCCUAUUGAGCCUUUGCAUUAUUUAACGAAAGAACUGCCGUUUCCUUCGAUUCCGGAAGAAACUGUUACCGAGUUGGGACCUAUAUGUGCCGCAAUCAACUCCGCAGCAAUCCACGGCCCACAACAUGGCGAUGGCGGAAAUCCUGCCCUUAAAAUAUAUGCUGCUGUCCGGGCACCGUAUAUUACCUCAAGCCUGCAAAAUCUUGCCAUUGCAUCGCUGAAUACUGUUAAGAGGCGAGCUGAUGAUGGCCCAUACAAACAAGGCACCAAUGGAAUUGGCAUUUAUUCGAAUGCUUUGGAGAACUUCAUAUACGCUGAGCACGAUAUCAUCUCAAGAAUCUUUACUGGGGAUCAGCGGGGGUUGGCUCUACAAGCGACUUGUCAGUCAGCUCUGGCUGAAUUUUCGAAGACCCUGCGUGAGCUCAAUCAAUAUAUCAAGGCGAAUCUCAUGACAGACUGCUUUUUAGCCUUUGAGAUCAUUGAGAUUGUUACAGCGUUGUCUUAUCGUGUUGAUUCAAAAACAGGGGAGCUCAAGAGCAUGUUCAUUGAGGCUCUUAGGCCUAUCCGCGAAACCGCAAAGUCAUCCCUCUCAGAAUUGCUCGAAGAGACGAAACGAAAAGCUGCAUCUAUCCAGGUUCUUCCACCAGAUGGCGGUUCUGUGCCUCUUGUCAACGAAGUCAUGAGUUCUUUGGUCACGUUGACGGCUUAUUCCGGACCGCUGGCAUCUAUUUUAACUUCCUUAGGAGAUGGAAACUGGCGCUCUACUUCUAAUACGUCGGGUGCUGCUCCUUUAGAUGUCAGCCCAGAUAGUUCAACACUUCUAUCCCACUUCAUUCUCGACAUGAUUGAAGCUCUUAUGAUUGCCCUGGAGUCGCGGGGCCGCGCAUUCCAUCGCACGAAAGCUGUCCAGGGCGUCUUCCUCUCGAAUGUGUUUUGUAACGUUGACCGCGCUAUUCGCUCGAAUGCCGAACUAGCACGAUACCUCGGCUCUCCCGACAGUAUCGCACGGAUAGAUACCUUUCGCAAGCGCGCCACUUCGACCUAUUUGGAUUCUUGGAAGGAGACUUCGCAGUAUCUGCUUGAUGUGCAAUACACAUCUCGGGGUGCCGGUGCGUCAACUAGGCCAACGUCUGGAGGCAUUGUUGAUUCGAGCGCCAUAGUCAAAUCUCUUUCAUCCAAAGAUAAAGACGCAAUUAAGGAUAAGUUCAAGUCGUUCAAUACAAGUUUCGAUGAUCUGGUUUCUCGUCACAAGGCUCUGUAUAUGGAGCGAGAAGUGCGAGGUGUCCUGUCUCGUGAGGUGCAGACUGUCCUGGAGCCCUUGUAUGCGCGUUUCUGGGACCGCUACCAUGAAAUCGAUAAAGGAAGAGGCAAGUACGUCAAGUAUGAUAAGGGGAGCCUUUCUGCGCAGCUAGCAGCUUUGGGAUAA